This is a messenger RNA of Lecanosticta acicola, 417 nucleotides long. The record is from the annotation of a GenBank genome assembly. Lineage: Eukaryota; Fungi; Ascomycota; Dothideomycetes; Mycosphaerellales; Mycosphaerellaceae.
AUGUCGAUCUCACGUCUGGCGAAUACGUAUACUCUUUCCGGAUACAGGGAACAGAUUCUCGCGAACGCUGUGCAUCUCUUCCCCAAGUUGGUCGAAGGCAAUUUCAAACCAACACAACCGGAUGAAAGUACCAAAAUGCAGAAUUCAAGAAGUCCAUUCGACGUCGUCCUCGUCUGCAAGAAUGAAGGCACUUGGAGUAACAAGACGAAUUGGAGGGCUCAUUUGGUUUAUUCGGGAAGCAGAACUGCUGCGUCGGGAUGUUUUAAGACUUCGGAAUUGCAGGCUCUAGGGUCUCUAUUGAGUGUGCUUGGGGCUGCGCUGAGGGAGAAAGGGUGGGAGGUGAAGAGAAAGAAGGCCGUUGGGGAGGGAGAGGUUGAUGGGGCGUUAUUGGAGGAGACGGACGAGAAGGCUGAGUAG